Messenger RNA from Malaclemys terrapin pileata, 4589 nucleotides. RefSeq names its product lysophosphatidylcholine acyltransferase 1 (gene LPCAT1). NCBI's taxonomy places the organism in Eukaryota, Metazoa, Chordata, Testudines, Emydidae. Bases 1 to 1764 code for a protein of 587 amino acids. The record is from RefSeq and is a predicted model, not a curated record. The transcript has 14 exons. Gene Ontology annotation, molecular function: calcium ion binding.
AUGCGCGGAUCCCCGGGAGGGCGGGGCAGGCGAGCGGCGGCGUUGGUCCGAUCCGGGUCGUACAUCCUCUUGCUGCCGUCGCCACCGGUGGGAUCCGGGCUGCGCAGCAUCCUGCGCCGUGCCCCCCGCUCCGCCGCGCCCUCGCCAGGACCAGCCCGGCCGUUGCGCGCGCCCUACUCUGCAAUGAGGCUGAGCAGCCGCGGCAGGGGAUGCUGCGCGGCGGGCGGCAGAGAGCGCGGCCCGCCCCCGCGGAGCCCCUUCGUGCACCAGCUGCGCCUCAGCGCCCUGCAGAAAGCCAAGAUUGCCUUCAUGACCUUGACUUUGUUCCCCAUCCGACUCUUUUUUGCUGCUUUUAUGAUGUUACUGGCCUGGCCUUUUGCAUUCAUUGCUUCAAUGGGAUCUGCUGAGAGAGAACUGGAAAAGCCCCUCUCCUGGUGGCGAAAAGUAGUGGACUUUUUGCUGAAAGCAAUCAUGAGAACAAUGUGGCUUGCUGGAGGAUUCCAUUGGAUAAAUGUAAAGGGCAGACAGGCUUUACCAGCAGAAGCAGCAAUAUUAACUCUGGCUCCACAUUCCUCAUACUUCGAUGCCAUUCCUGUGACCAUGACUAUGGCUUCCAUUGUGAUGAAGGCAGAAAGCAAAGAUAUUCCUGUAUGGGGAACUUUAAUAAAAUACAUACGACCAGUAUUUGUGUCUCGGUCAGACCAGGAUUCUCGCAGAAAAACUGUUGAGGAGAUAAAGAGACGGGCUCAAUCUGAUGGCAAAUGGCCACAGAUAAUGAUAUUCCCAGAAGGAACUUGCACAAACCGAUCUUGUCUAAUUACCUUCAAGCCUGGAGCAUUUAUUCCUGGAGUUCCUGUCCAGCCAGUAGUUUUGCGUUAUCCGAACAAAUUGGAUACAAUCACAUGGACAUGGCAAGGUCCAGGAGCGCUGGAAAUUCUGUGGCUUACCUUGUGUCAGUUUCACAAUUUUGUGGAAAUUGAGUUCCUCCCUGUUUAUAUACCUUCAGAAGAGGAAAAGAAAAACCCAUCUUUGUAUGCAAAUAAUGUCAGACGUGUAAUGGCAGAGGCCUUGGGAGUUUCAGUAACAGACUACACAUUUGAAGACUGCCAGCUAGCUUUGGCUGAAGGACAACUUCGUCUGCCUUCAAACACCUGCCUUUUAGAAUUUGCAAAGCUUGUGAGAAGCCUUGGGCUGAAACCAGAGAAGCUUGAAAAAGAUCUUGAUAGAUAUUCUCAAAGUGCCAAGAAAAUGAAAGAGAAAAGAGUCAGUCUUAAAGAGUUUGCUGCAUACUUGGAAGUCCCAAUUUCUGACACAUUAGAAAACAUGUUUGCUCUUUUUGUUGAGAAUGAAGACGGUGUAAUUGAUCUACGGGAAUAUGUGACUGCUCUAUCUGUAGUAUGUAGGCCAUCCAAAACUUUAGAAACAAUUCAGUUGGCAUUUAAGAUGUAUGAAUCACAAAAUGGAACCAUAAUAGAAAACGACUUAGCUUGCAUUCUGAAGACUGCCUUGGGUGUGUCAGAGCUUAAUGUAACAGACCUUUUUAAAGCUAUAGAUGCAGAAGAAAAAGGGAAAAUCACAUAUGAUGACUUCUACAGAUAUACAGAAAUGUAUCCAGACUUUGCAGAUGAGUAUCUGUACCAUGAUCAGAUGGAAGUUGAGAAUUGUUUGAAGACUUCUCUUCCAGCCCCUAAUGGAUUCUGUACUGACUUCAGCCCAGAAAAUGCUGACGAUAAAAAGAAUCCCCUGCAGAAGAAACUGAAUUAAUACUGCAGACAUCCUACUCCUCUCCUGGUGAGAGGAAUAUUUCCUUUCCUGGAAUCGUCAUAGUCACUCCAACUAUACAGCAGCACAUAACUUUUGUGUGUGAAAGAUUUACUACCUUAAUACUGUUCUUUAAUUCCCACAUGCUGUAUUUAUCAAUAUCUUCAAGCUUAAUUGUCAGGAGAUGGGUUUUAUUUUAUUUUUUUCACAAAGGUCUUUGAAAGCCAAUAAUGUGAUGUGCUUCAUUAUUAAUGUGCAUACUUAAAGGGAAGCUACAUAUUUAUUUAUAUUUGAUUGGUUAGUUUCAUGUACAGAAUGUUGCACAAAGUGUGCAUGUAUAAAGAAUUGUAGCUAAUAUGGUGGUGAGUGCACUUUGGUGAUUAGUUUUUUUCCCUGUUUCGGAAGAUGUUUAUUUAGGGCCAGAUCUGUCGUCCUUAUUCACAGAGCAGUCUCACUGAUUUCAGUAGGAUUAUUCUCAUGAGAAAAGCAAGCACAUUUUGGCGCCUUUUGUUGGUUUCAGUAAAUAAUGCAAGAAACAAUUAUGAAAAAACAAUUUUUUUUUUUUACCAAGGAUUACUUGCUUUUUAUUUUUGUUGUUAAAUGAUAAAAGUUGUCUCUGUCUUUCAGUCCAUUACAUGGUAGAAUCAAAAGGGAAGGGGCUUUAGUUCCCAUACAUUUAUUCUCAUAUACUUAUCUGCAGAACACAGUGAAAUAUGGAAUGCUUUCAAAACAGACAUGAUAUGUCUAUGUGAACAAAUGUGUGGCAAACAAAUUAUGCUUUCCAUGCUUUUCUGUAAAAUUAUUCAAACAUUUCCACUUAUUAAUUAUAUGAGGAAUUUAUUAUAAAUUAAUUCCUUAUGUAUUUAAUUUCGAUAUUAACCAGGAAUCACACAGGUGCAGCUUCUUUGGUAAAAAUCUGACGACAGAUACACAUGCACAUGUGUGCAUAUACAGUCAAAUACAUGUUGUAAGGUGGAAUAAAGAUUUUUAUCAGCAUGAAUUUGGAAAGAUUGCAUUAGGAGUGGCAAAGCCAUAAGUGAGUUAUAUAAGACAUCCCAAAGGAAUGCCUUAAAACUUUGUAUUACCAUGAUGUAUAUUCUAUAUGAUGCAGAAGUUACCAAAAAAAAAAAAAAAAUUAGGAAUGUUUUACAGAAGUUUUAAAAAAUGUUAUUGGCCCUAUUUCUUAUUUCUUUCCUUUUGUAAAUGCAGGUACUUUAGUUACAAGGAAUAAAAUUGAGCAGGGCAUCAAAACUAAUAUAAAAAACUUCCCAAAAUGAUGUAGUUUUUCUGAAUAUAAAAAUGUCAGAACUUAAAAGCCCAAAAUGUGCUUUUAAGGGCUAGAAGUAAUGCUGGGUCCCAAUGGGACCAAAGGAAUUUCUCUCCUUAAUGGUAAAAAUUCUUAAUCCUGCAUGGUUAGUAACCCCAUUACUAACCCUGUAGAGCUGCACUAUAUCACACUUCAAAACUCAGGCAUUUUUAUAAUUCGAAAAGCAGCCACUAAUUUAGGAUUUGAAUCUUGUCCAUCCUGGGCCAACAAACCAUGCUAAUUUCAAGCCAUGGGUGGAGAGGAGAGAGAGGAGGAGGAGGAAACCUUUCUCUGGCAGGUUGGUUUUUAAAAAUGGCAGUUGCUUGAAACUGGUUAAGGUUUAGAAUGUGUUCUGGAGAGACAUAUUAACAUGUGGAGGGCAGAUGAUUUCAUUAAAAGUAAUCAAUAAAUUAUUGCACAUAUAUAUGCAAAUUAUCAUACAAGUAGCACAUUGGUGUGUAUGGUAUGCUACAUACUAUACAUACCACACAGUAGAACCUCAGAGUUAUGAACACCAGAAUUACAAACUGACCAGUCAACCACACACCUCAUCUGGAACUAGAAGUAUGCAAUUAGGCAGCAGCAGACACACACACAAAAAUACAGUACAGUACUGUGUUAAACGUAAACUACUAAAAAGAAAGGGAAAGUUUAAAAAAAAAAAAGAUUUGACAAGGUAAAGAAACUGCUUAUUUCAUUUAAAUUAAGAUAGUAAAAAGCAGCAUUUUUCUUCUGCAUAGUAAAGUUUCAAAGCUGUAUUAGGUCAUUGUUCAGCUGUAAACUUUUGAAAGAACAACCACAACGUUUUGUUCAGAGUAAUGAACAUAUCAGAGCUACGAACAGCCUCCAUUUCCGAGGUGUUUGUAACUCUGAAGUUCUCCUGUAUAUGUGAAGAUGCUCUCUCUAUGUGGUAUAUUGUGUAACAAUAUGUAAAAGUAACGUAAUAUUAAUUAAUGCCUAACCUACAUUUUGCUUACUUAUCCCCCUCCCCCUCCCACCCCCAGCCCCGGGACUUGCUCUAACAUUAUAAAUUUCUGAGCAGCUUCAACCAGCCACCAUUUUUAAAAGGCAAUUAACCUGACAGAAAAAAAUUUCCUUCUUUUCCCCAAAUAGGGAAUUCUACCGACACACUGAAGCCACAGUGGACUGAGAAACACAGUGAACAAUAUUCGUUCCUGGAACACUGACAGAUUUAAGAUCCAGUAACUUGCAGCAAGACAGGGCUAAAAAUGGGAGUUUUUAGAUGCUUGAAAAAUAUUGAAAUUUUGACAUUUUUAGGUAUAAUACAAGAAAAAAUAUUCUGGGUUAAUUUUAGAUGUUGUUUUGGCACCUUCUGGCACUCUGACAUUUGGGCUAAUGCUGUCUGCAGCACCUAGAUUUACGGUGGAGGAAUAUAAAAAAGUUCCAAUAAUUUUAAUCUAAAAUCGUUUCUCUGUGACACGUGGGAUAUAUAGAAUACAUCAGUGUUUCUCAAACUGGGGUCACCGCUUCUGUAGGGAAAGCCCCUGGCGGGCCAGGCCGG